Messenger RNA from Onychostruthus taczanowskii (white-rumped snowfinch), 965 nucleotides. It is a transcript of the gene GABARAPL1, whose product is annotated as GABA type A receptor associated protein like 1. Gene Ontology annotation, cellular component: autophagosome membrane; cytosol; autophagosome. Gene Ontology annotation, biological process: autophagy of mitochondrion; autophagosome assembly; macroautophagy. The record is from RefSeq and is a predicted model, not a curated record. Bases 194 to 553 code for a protein of 119 amino acids. Gene Ontology annotation, molecular function: GABA receptor binding; ubiquitin protein ligase binding. The transcript is spliced from 5 exons. NCBI's taxonomy places the organism in Eukaryota, Metazoa, Chordata, Aves, Passeriformes, Passeridae.
CGCGUAGCGUCGCCCUGCCGCGGGGUCGGGGCGGCGCCUGGCCGAGACGUCACAGCGGCGCUGGGUCGGGGCGGCUCCCCGUGAGGCGGGAGCGGCCGGAGCUCGGCGGGCGGAGCUGUUUGCGCAGCACCGGCCGGGUCGGAGGCAGCCGCAGCAGUAGCCGCAGCCGCGAGCGGCGGGACAGCCCGGCGCCAUGAAGUUCCAGUACAAGGAAGACCACCCGUUCGAGUACAGGAAAAAAGAAGGGGAGAAGAUCCGGAAGAAAUACCCCGAUAGAGUCCCCGUAAUCGUGGAAAAAGCACCCAAAGCCAGAGUACCUGACUUGGACAAAAGAAAGUAUCUCGUGCCUUCCGACCUCACAGUUGGUCAAUUCUACUUCUUAAUCCGAAAGCGGAUCCACCUGAGGCCAGAAGAUGCUUUGUUCUUCUUCGUCAAUAACACCAUCCCUCCCACCAGUGCUACCAUGGGCCAGCUGUAUGAGGAUAACCAUGAGGAGGAUUAUUUUCUGUACGUGGCCUACAGCGAUGAGAGCGUCUAUGGCAAGAAGCUCUGAAUAUUCUGAAGCAGAGGACAGACCCAGGUGGCUUUCUAGAAUAAAAGAGAAGACACAGGCAGAUGGUGUGCAUCUCUCUGCUGCUGUCCCACUUGUUCAUGCCAAGCUCGUGGUUAAGCACACCCAGGGGAGAAAGAGUUGGCACCUGGGAUGCUUGGUUUUGUGUUCAGUCCUCCCCUCCCACUGCUGGGUUUAAAUGACAUGUGGGACUAAUCACAACUGUUUGUUACGUGUAGAGUUUGCAAUUUAGUUCUUUUACAGUUCUUUCAACUGAAUUGUGGCAUUUCUGUUUUUGUGCUAGUAUUGUACAAGGUAAUGAUGCUAAUUUUUUUGUGCUGAUUAGCUGCAGGUUCUUGUAAAAUAAAGUUAAGACUAGAGCUUAAUCAACUUAUCAAUAAAGGUUUGAAAAUCA